Cricetulus griseus (Chinese hamster) is the source of this 1239-nucleotide messenger RNA. Lineage: Eukaryota; Metazoa; Chordata; Mammalia; Rodentia; Cricetidae. The record is from RefSeq and is a predicted model, not a curated record.
AUGAAGAAGACUCAAGACAACAACACACUUGUGCUCAUUGUGUGCAUCAGGGCAGACAAGGACAGGAUCGAAAAGGUUGUGAAGAAACUCUAUGACACUGAGGCCGACUUCGUCUUCAUGUUUCUCUUCGGUGGUGUUCUCAUGACUCUGUUGGGAUUCCUGGGCAGCCUCUUUUUCCUGGGACAGGCCCUCAUGGCCAUGCUGGUUUAUGUAUGGAGCCGGCGCAGCCCUCAUGUGAGGGUCAACUUCUUUGGCUUACUCAACUUCCAGGCACCAUUCCUGCCCUGGGCCCUCAUGGGCUUCUCGAUGCUGCUGGGCAACUCGGUCCUCACAGACCUGCUAGGGAUUAUUGUGGGUCACAUCUACUACUUCCUAGAAGAUGUCUUUCCCAACCAGCCUGGAGGCAAGAGACUGCUGCUGACCCCCAACUUUCUGAAGCUACUACUGGAUGACCCUCAGGAGGACCCCAAUUAUCUGCCCCUUCCAGAAGAGCAACCAGAGCCCUAACUGCAGCUUCAGGAGCAGUAAGCCCACCGGGUCAGCCUGAGGCUUCUGGCAGGGCUAUACCUUCUCCUACAGCCAAACAACCCAUCCAGAAGGCUGGGCCCACCAACAACCUUGGUGCCUCAGCCAGUGACGCCCUCCACUCCUCUGCACCAUCUCUCUGCUCAACUAUAGGUGGUAGGACAUGGGGCCCAGGGUGGGUGACUACCUACGGAUGCCUAGCAGAGCUCUGAACUCACUAACUACAGACCCACAGUUCUCAUCUUCAUGCUGCCAGUGCCUUGAUGGAGCACCGGAACACUCCCCAAAUACCCAGGAGCAUGCCAGUCUAUAGGUACCCUGCCUGUGGCGCCUGAGGGCUGACACCUACCCUCCUAGGCUCUGUCCUUGUUUAAAGCAAGUCUUCACGUUCUUCUCUGGCUGGCGACCCAAAGGUCCUCUGGGCUCAGGUGCAGAGAACAAAUUUGGUCCUCUGGCGUUCUAGGAGCCCAGGGCCUUGAGCUCUAUCUUAGCAGCACCUUGUGUAUAGCAGAGGAAGUUCUGGGACGUUCCAUUUGCUGAAGGUCCAGGAGUCCUUCCUACCCGCAUCUCCUCUGAUCCGAGGAUGUCAAUGUGGCCAGUUUUCCUUGUUGCUUUACAUGUCCCACUGGGGCUUACUCCUGGAUGCCCAAGAGCAUGGGAGUUCCCCAAACCACUGCCUAUUGUUUCUAUGGCAACAAAAAUGUUUUCUACUGA